Molecule: messenger RNA, 1101 nt
Organism: Centruroides sculpturatus (bark scorpion)
Lineage: Eukaryota; Metazoa; Arthropoda; Arachnida; Scorpiones; Buthidae
Exons: 1
Coding region: 1-1101 (366 amino acids)
Biological process (GO): DNA replication, removal of RNA primer
Molecular function (GO): RNA-DNA hybrid ribonuclease activity; nucleic acid binding
Source: RefSeq, a predicted model, not a curated record
AUGUUAAUAACUAAAGCUUAUCGUACAACUAGUAACGCAAGUCUACAGGUCAUUGCAAGGAAACCACCUCUGGAUCUAUACAUUGAACAAAGAAACAAAAUACAGCAAGUUAAAAAGGGAGAAACUAUACAAAUAGAUUCUAUAUAUAUUACUCAUGACGAGGUUGAAUGGACAUAUCCCUUCAGUGAAAUCAGUACUUAUAGUAUCUCAAUGGAACACGAUAAUUCAGAUACGAAUAAUCGAACAUUGGUUAUUUACACUGAUGGAUCCAGACAUGAUGGCAAAGUUGGCUCCUCCUUUGUUGUUUAUGAAAAUAAUGUCGAAGUUUAUAAUCAAUCUAUACGUCUACAUGAAAGAUGUACUAUCUUUCAAGCAGAACUUUAUGCUAUUAAAAAGGCAAUUACGUGGACUAUACAAACCCAGAAUAAUGAGACAAUAAUUUUAUAUACGGACUCACGUUCGGCAUAUAACAUUAUUUAUAGUAAUAAGUUACACCAUCUAGCAGAAGAUAUACGAAAUUUAAUACGCCAUGCAACGUGUAAUAUUAAAAUACACUGGGUCAAAGCGCACCAAGGCGUUACUGGAAAUGAAAGAGCCGAUAUGCUAGCCAAAUAUGCUGCUGAGAAUACAGCGCUACCUAUUGAAUACGAUAAACUCAGUGUUAACACCUUAAAGAAAAUAAUUUGGGAAGAGACUAUAAAGAUAUGGCAGCAACAAUGGGAUCAAAACAGUUCCCAUAUCACCUAUAAAUUUAUUCCAGAUUUGAAACACUUUUAUUCAAUUAAGUAUUUUUAUCCUAGUCACAUCACAAGUCAAAUAUUUACCAACCAUGGAAAAUUUGCCUCAUAUUUAACUCGAUUUACAUCUAGAAAUGACGAUACUUGUCCUACUUGUCAUAUAACUGACGGUUCAGAACACUAUUUCUACGACUGUGUUAUGUUCUGCAGAGAGAGAUUGGAAAUGAGGAUCUUUAUGGACGAACAAGGCAUUAACUGGCCAUGCAAACUUUCUGAUAUAUGGGCUAAUCAGGACAUUUACAAUGCCUUUAAUAAACUAGCAGAUAGCAUCUAUAAGAUUACAAAUCAGAUUAUACGUAACUAA